CAGGGCAAAGGAACUGCUCCAUCCCGACACAUCCAACACCUGGGCUCCACAAGGUCUUUGACUUACAACAAACAGAGGAACACCCCUCUCCAGGAGUAUCAGUGUGGACCGUGUGAUGGAGAGAGUCAUGGAGCGUCAUUAUGACUUUGACCUGACCUACAUCACUGAGAGGAUCAUCUCCGUGUUCUUCCCCCCUCUGCUGGACGAGCAGCGCUACCGUCUCAACCUCAAGGAGGUGACCGCCAUGCUCAGGUCCAAGCACCAGGACAAGUUCCUGCUCUUCAACCUCUCUGAACGACACCAUGACAUCACCCGCAUGAAUCCAAAGGUCCUUGACUUCGGCUGGCCUGACUUCCAUGCCCCUCCCCUGGACAAGAUCUGUGCCAUGUGUAAGGCCAUGGAGACGUGGCUGACCUCCGACCCCCAGCAUGUGGUGGUCCUGCACUGCAAGGGCAACAAGGGCAAAACAGGAGUGAUUAUUGCAGCCUACAUGCACUACAGCAAGAUCUCUGCAGGGGCAGACCAGGCCCUCAGCACCCUGGCCAUGAGGAAGUUCUGCGAGGAUAAGGUAUCUUCCUCCCUCCAACCGUCCCAAAACAGGUAUAUCUACUACUUUGGGGGGCUCCUCUCUGGGGCGAUCAAGAUGAACAGCAGUCUGCUACUCCUCCACCAGGUCCUCAUCCCCACGCUUCCUAACUUCCAGGGCAAAGGAGGUUACUUCCCCUUCCUGAAGAUCUACCAGUCCAUGCAGCUGGUCUAUACAUCAGGGAUAUAUGACUUGAAGGGUUCUGUGGGCAGAAGACUGUGUGUGACCAUUGAGCCUGCACUGCUGCUGAAGGGAGACAUCAUGGUGAAGUGUUACCACAGACGGGCACAGGGUGCAGAGAGGGACACAGUGUUCAGACUGCAGUUCCACACCUGCACCAUCCACGGAGCCCAGCUAUGGUUCGGCAAGGGGGAGUUGGAUGAGGCCUGUACUGAUGAACGAUUUCCCUCGGAUGCCACUGUGGAGUUUGUCUUCUCCUCGGGACCAGAGAAAAUGAAAGGGCGUGAGUACCAGAGAAAUGACCCUGCUGUCACAGUGGACUACAACACAGCUGAUCCAGUGGUGCGCUGGGACUCCUAUGAGAACUUCAACCAGCGCUAUCAAGACAGCCUCGAUGACAUAGCCCACACCAGGGGUCCAGUGGACGGAAGUCUGUACGCCCAGAUAAAGAAGCGUCUCUCAGCCCCAGGCUCUGGCUCCCUGACCUCCACCAAUGGCAGUCCAGCAGGCACCAGCGAGGAGAGGCCCAGUCAGAGCCAGCUGCUCUCUCCCAGCUCUGACUCUCUCACUCACUCCGGCCACUCGUCUGCCCUCCCAGAGCAUCCAGAGGAGUCCAGAGGGCUCCCGCCACCCACCCGGCAGGAGAGAGAGGACCUGGACCGACUGCUGGGGGGCAUCGAGGGGGAGAGGGACGGCCUGGACAGAGAGAGGGAGACUGCCAUCCUGGACGAUGGGGACUUGUCGUCUGAGCAUACAGGCACCCUGAGGCUCGACCGCUCCUGUUCUUGCCGGGUGGGCUACCACUCCCAGCGCUGUGCCGAGCCCGGCUGUGACCGACUCCACCUCAUGUCCAGUGGCUACUGCCGGGACAGAGCUCCGGGCACCAACGGCCACCCUGGGUCACCGCCCUUGACUAACCCUGCCACCGUCCCCUCACACAUGGACCUGUGUCAGCACUACAGCCCACACCCUCAACCCCAUCAGACCCUGCCUCCCCCUGACCUGGUAUGGAACCGCCAACAGGGCCCUCCACACUACCUGCACCGUGAGGGACCCUCUCGUCACCCCUCUCUGUGCCCCUAUCCAUCCCAGGACCUGACCUCUCACCCCCACACCCUUCAUCCCGGGCGCCUGCUCUGUAGAAGUGAUGACUAUGGUCCGUACCACCACCCUCCCUCACACACACACCAUCACCCUCACCACCCCAAGUCCUCCGGGUCCUACCAAGAUAUGCUGCUGCUGGAUGGGAUGCCGCCCCCUGGCUGCCCCUGCCGGGACUGCCUCAUCAGGAGGGAGGAUUCAGCCUUCCACGGCCUGCGGCUGGAGCGAGGAGAGAGCUUCCACUGGGACAGAGAGGCAGAACUGCAGCAUCGGGAAGCAGGGCUAAGGAGAGUAAGGGAGUCUGAGCUGCCUAGAGGGGCAGAGAUGCACUGGGAGAGGGAGGCAGGGGGACUGAGAAGAGGCAGGGAGAUGUCACUGCACUGGGAGAGAGACAGGGAGGCAGAGCUCCAAUGGGAGAGGGAGAGAAAGGCCGACUAUUGGCACCGGAGGGCCUACAGGCUUCAGGACCACGAGCUACCUGCCUUCUCCUUUGACCCUCUGCCGUCCGGCCACCCUGCGUACCCAGAGGCGUCUUGCUCCCACGGCCACGCCCACCUGGACCUGAAGUACAGCAGCAGCAGUGGCUACCAGACCCCGCACCAGGUCUGCCUCUACUCCCACUACCAGCCCUCCCCCUCUGAGAGCAGGGGUUAUGCCUCAGGUUACCAGUCUGAGUCCACCUCCCCUCUGCCCCCUCCCUCCACCCUGUCAGGCCCCUGCAGCCACACCAGAGGGCCAGCAGACCACCACCCCGAAGCCCACACUCAGCAGUACCCAUCUGAGAGCCAGACAGAUGGAAGAGGGAUGAGUGAGAACGUGAGUUGGCGGGACCACAUCUCCCAGGGUUCCUUCAAGAGGAUGCAUCCUUCAAGAGAUGUCCCGUGUUCCACGCCCUCUGACCUCUCUAGGCCGCCCACCCCUGUUCUCACCAGCAGCCCUCUGUGCACACAAGAAAGCCUCAGUCUAGGUGUGCACUCACUAGUUGGAUCGACUGACAUAGUCAACAGUGACUGUGAGUCUGUCCAGUCUCAGGAUAGGCCCGGCAGUGCUUCUGCUCAGGGGUCGCAGGUCAGCCAGCAACACAUCCCUGACCCUUUACAGUCUACAUCCGUGACACCCACACCUUCCCCCACCCAACCCAACAGCCGCUGGACCACACUGACAGCAACACAACCUCCGUCACCCUACCAGCCCCAGAACCACAGUGCUACAUCUUCACCCUACCAGCCCCAGAACCACAGCACUCCAUCUUCACCCUACCAGCCCCAGAACCACAGCGCUACAUCUUCACCCUACCAGCCCCAGAACCACAGCGCUACAUCUUCACCCUACCAGCCCCAGAACCACAGUGCUACAUCUUCACCCUACCAGCCCCAGAACCACAGCGCUACAUCUUCACCCUACCAGCCCCAGAACCACAGCACUACAUCUUCACCCUACCAGCCCCAGAACCACAGUGCUACAUCUUCACCCUACCAGCCCCAGAACCACAGUGCUACACCUUCACCCCACCAGCCCCAGAACCACAGUGCUACACCUUCACCCCACCAGCCCCAGAACCACAGUGCUACAUCUUCACCCCACCAGCCCCAGAACCACAGUGCUACAUCUUCACCCCACCAGCCCCAGAACCACAGUGCUACAUCUUCACCCCACCAGUCCCAGAACCACAGUGCUACAUCUUCACCCCACCAGCCCCAGAACCACAGUGCUACACCUUCACCCCACCAGCCCCAGAACCACAGUGCUACAUCUUCACCCCACCAGCCCCAGAACCACAGUGCUACAUCUUCACCCCACCAGCCCCAGAACCACAAUGCUACACCUUCACCCCACCAGCCCCAGAACCACAGUGCUACAUCUUCACCCCACCAGCCCCAGAACCACAGCACUACAUCUUCUCCCCAACAGCCUCAGAACCACAGAGCUACAUAUUCACCCCACCAGCCCCAGAACCACAGUGCUACAUCUUCACCCCACCAGCCCCAGAACCACAGUGCUACAUCUUCACCCCACCAGCCCCAGAACCACAGUGCUACAUCUUCACCCCACCAGCCCCAGAACCACAGUGCUACAUAUUCACCCCACCAGCCCCAGAACCACAGUACUCUACCUUCACCCCACCAGCCCCAAAACCCUUGUACUACACCUUCACCCCACCAGCCCCAGAACCACAGUGCUACAUCUUCACCCCACCAGCCCCAGAACUACAUUGCUACAUCUUCACCCUCAACUACAACCGGCCAGCCCAGCAACCACUGCCACCCUGCUACACCCACUCAGACACCCACUGAGAAAGCUAGCCUAACUGGUCCAAAGACCACCCAUCCUACAGAGACUGCUGUACUGCCUCCUGUUGCCCAGCCCCAGUUCCAGUCCCCCAACCCUGUACCUGGAGCAUGUCCACUCAGGAAACUGACCACAGAGGUCCCUAAAUCCAGCUCCACCCUCACCUCGGCCCCUUCCUCCCCCCAGCCUCCCAUCAGCAGUCUGGAGGGGUUCCCCUCCUCAGAGCCUCCUGUGCCCGGCUUCGCCACCCUGGGCCGGAGGUUGAUGCUGGUCACUGAGCCCCCAGGACCCCUGCAGCACUACCCUGGCAUGGAGGGCAGCACCAGUGGGCACUCUCCAGCCCCUGAGGUACACACCACCCCCACAUUCCCCAUCUCUGCCACCGGCUGCUAUCCCCCAUCAGUCCCACAUGUGCCAUACUUGAGCUACACUGCUGUCACCAUCCCCCAGUGCCCACUCCCAGAGAAACGGGGUCAGUCUGCCCAGCCAGGGUCGCCUAAUUGCGGGGUGAGGACCCUGAGGCCAACCCCCUCACAGCACCAUGUCACCUUCUCUCCAACGGUGGGGGAGAUGGCGCCCCCUGCAGGCCAAGGGGAGGGAGUGCUAUCUCUGGAGAGAGAGAUGGCAGGCAGAGUCAGUGUUACGUUUGUCCAGGACAACUCACGCUUCUGGUACAAGCCUGGCAUCUCCAGGGACCAAGCCAUAGCUGCGCUGAAGGAGAGAGAACCAGGGGCCUUUCUUAUCCGGGACAGCAACUCCUUCCAGGGAGCCUAUGGCCUGGCGCUGAAAGUGGCCACCCCGCCCGCUAACCUCAACAACCCCAGCAGCAGAGUGGUCGAUCCAUUGGAGCAGCUGGUGCGACACUUCCUGAUUGAGACGGGCCCACGUGGAGUGAAGAUCAAAGGGUGUCAGAAUGAGCCCCACUUUGGGAGUUUGUCUGCGUUAGUAUACCAGCAUUCCAUCACUCCCAUCUCUCUGCCCUGUUCCCUACGGAUCCCAGAGAAAGAUCCCAUUGGAGAAAUGCAGGAGCUACAGUCGACUGCUAGUAACAUGAGCACAGCUUCAGACCUGCUCAAACAGGGUGCAGCCUGUAAUGUGCUUUACCUGAACUCUGUGGAGACUGAGUCACUGACCGGACCCCAGGCCAUCUCCAGAGCAACCGGAGCCACCCUGGCACAGAACCCCCGGCCAGCGGCCACAGUGGUCCACUUCAAAGUGUCCUCACAGGGCAUCACACUGACCGACAGCCAGCGCAGGGUGUUCUUCAGGAGACACUACCCAGUCAACAGUGUGACCUUCAGCAGCAUCGACCCCCAGGACAGGAGGUGGACUAACUCAGACAGCACAACUUCUAAGGUGUUUGGGUUUGUAGCCAAGAAGCCAGGCAGCAUGGCAGAGAACGUGUGUCAUCUGUUUGCCGAGCUCGACCCGGAGCAGCCUGCCUCAGCCAUCGUCAACUUCAUCAACAAGGUGAUGUUAGGGCCGCAGCGCAGGUAGAGAGACAGAAAAGGACCAAGCCAGGGACCUGUCACCGCAACAACACUGUCACAACUCCUAAAGAGAAUCAGGAGGCUACAGAAAUGCUUUACAGACCCAUAAAGCACCAGUGGUGGUGGCAUCUUUUCAAAGACUGAGUUUUGACCCCAAAGGCUCAACAUUUUAAACAUGACUGCCAUUUUGAAUUAUAAUCUAAAUGUAAUCGUUGUUUAUAUUCUAAUGUCUAUAAUGCCGCCAUUGAUAGUUGCCUUCGAGAUACCAAAGCUUUGUUGUCACUUGUUAGUCAGUAAUCUAAGGUAUCAAUAAGUAGCCUAGUCUACCAAAGAUCUUGCCUCAACCCUGUCACUCUCCCUUUGACAAUCAUAAGUGUAAGUCAAACACAAUGUAGAAGAUGAUAUAGUCCUACAGCAGGCUACAGUAGACUACAGUAGAUUACAGUAGGCUACAUUAGGCUACAGUAGAUUACAGUUGGCUACAGUAGACUGACUACAUUAGGCUACAAUAGAUUACAGUAGGCUACAGUAGACUGUAGACUGAUUAGGCUACAGUAGAUUACAGUAGGCUACAGUAGACUGACUACAUUAGGCUACAGUAGACUGACUACAUUAGGCUACAGUAGACUACAGUAGGCUACAAUAGGCUACAGUAGACUGACUACAUUAGGCUACAGUAGGCUACAGUAGAUUACAGUAGGCUACAGUAGACUACAGUAGGCUACAAUACACUGACUACAUUAGGCUACAGUAGAUUACAAUAGGCUACAUGUAUAUUACAUUAUGCUACAGUAGACUACAUUAGGCUACAGUGGAUUACAGUAGAUAACAGUAGACUGCAGUAGACUGACUACAUUAGGGUACAGAAGGGUAUGUUAGGCUACAGUAGAUUACAGUAGACUACAGUAGAUUACAGCAGACUACAGUAGGCUGCAUUAGACUGACUACAUUAGGCUACAGUAGACUACAUUAGGCUACAGUAGAUUACAGUAGGCUACAGUAGAUUACAGUAGACUACAGUAGGCUGCAUUAGACUGACUACAUUAGGCUACAGUAGACUACAGUAGAUUACAGUAGGCUACAGUAGAUUACAGUAGACUACAGUAGGCUGCAAUAGACUGACUACAUUAGGCUACAGUAGACUACAUUAGGCUACAGUAGAUUAAAGUAGGCUACAGUAGAUUACAGUAGACUACAGUAGGCUGCAUUAGACUGACUACAUUAGGCUACAGUAGACUACAUUAGGCUACAGUAGAUUACAGUAGGCUACAGUAGAUUACAGUAGACUACAGUAGGCUGCAUUAGACUGACUACAUUAGGCUACAGUAGACUACAUUAGGCUACAGUAGAUUACAGUAGGCUACAGUAGAUUACAGUAGACUACAGUAGACUACAGUAGGCUGCAUUAGACUGACUACAUUAGGCUACAGUAGACUACAUUAGGCUACAGUAGACUACAUUAGGCUACAGCAGGGUAUGAUAUGCUACAGUAGAAAGUAAAAGUGAGAAAUGUCUAUUUGUAAUGUGCAAGCAACAAAGUGUAUGUGGUUAGGGUAUCAAUGUGUGUGGAGGCUAGGAGUUAGGGCACAGAUAUGGUAAUGUGGUGGAGGCUAGGGCACAGAUAUGGUAAUGUAUGGAGGCUAGGGGUUAGGGCACAGAUAUGGUAAUGUAUGGAGGCUAGGGGUUAGGGCACAGAUAUGGUAAUGUAUGGAGGCUAGGGAUUAGGGCACAGAUAUGGUAAUGUGGUGGAGGCUAGGGCACAGAUAUGGUAAUGUAUGGAGGCUAGGAGUUAGGGCACAGAUAUGGUAAUUUGGUGGAGGCUAGGGCACAGAUAUGGUAAUGUAUGGAGGCUAGGGGUUAGGGCACAGAUAUGGUAAUGUAUGGAGGCUAGGGGUUAGGGCACAGAUAUGGUAAUGUAUGGAGGCUAGGGGUUAGGGCACAGAUAUGGUAAUCUGGUGGAGGCUAGGGGCUAGGGCACAGAUAUGGUAAUGUGGUGGAGGCUAGGGGCUAGGGCACAGAUAUGGUAAUGUGGUGGAGGCUAGGGGCUAGAGUACAGAUAUGGUAAUGUGGUGGAGGCUAGGGUACAGAUAUGGUAAUGUGGUUGAGGCUAAUAGGGCACAGAUAUGGUAAUGUAUGGAGGCUAGGGGUUAGGGCACAGAUAUGGUCAUGUGGUGGAGGCUAGGGUACAGAUAUGGUAAUGUGGUUGAGGCUAAGGGCUAGGGCACAGAUAUGGUAAUGUGGUGGAGGCUAGGGCACAGAUAUGGUAAUGUAUGUAGGGGCUAAGGUACAGAUAUGGUAAUGUGGUGGAGGCUAAGGGCUAGGGCACAGAUAUGGUAAUGUAUGGAGGCUAGGGGUUAGGGCACAGAUAUGGUCAUGUGGUGGAGGCUAGGGUACAGAUAUGGUAAUGUGGUGGAGGCUAAGGGCUAGGGUACAGAUAUGGUAAUGUGAUGGAGGCUAAGGGCUAGGGUACAGAUAUGGUAAUGUGGUGGAGGCUAAGGGCUAGGGUACAGAUAUGGUCAUGUAUGUAGGGGUUAGGGCACAGAUAUGGUAAUGUGAUGGAGGCAAGGGGCUAGGGUACAGAUAUGGUAAUGUGGUGGAGGCUAGGGCACAGAUAUGGUAAUGUGGUGGAGGCUAGGGUACAGAUAUGGUAAUGUGGUAGAGGCUAAGGGUUAGGGUAUAGAUAUGGUAAUGUGGUGGAGGCAAGGGGCUAGGGUACAGAUAUGGUAAUGUGAUGGAGGCAAGGGGCUAGGGUACAGAUAUGGUAAUGUAUGUGGAGGCUAGGGGUUAGGGCACAGAUAUGGUAAUGUAUGUAGGGGCUAAGGUACAGAUAUGGUAAUGUGGUGGAGGCUAAGGGCUAGGGCACAGAUAUGGUAAUGUAGUGGAGGCUAGGAGUUAGGGUACAGCUAUGGUAAUGUGGUGGAGGCUAGGGGUGAGGGCACAGAUAUGGUAAUGUGUGGAGGCUAGGGGUUAGGGUACAGAUAUGGUAAUCUGUGGAGGCUAGGGGUUAGGGUAAUGUGUGGAGGCUAGGGGUUAGGGUACAUAUAUGGUAAUGUGUGGAGGCUAGGGGUUAGGGUACAGAUAUGGUCAUGUAUGUGGAGGCUAGGAGUUAGGGUACAUAUAUAGUAAUGUGUGGAGGCUAGGGGUUAGAGUACAGAUAUGGUAAUGUGUGGAGGCUAGGGGUUAGGGUACAUAUAUGGAAAUGUGUGGAGGCUAGGGUACAGAUAUGGUAAUAUGUGGAGGCUAGGGGUUAGGGUAAUGUGUAGAGGCUAGGGGUUAGGCCACAGAUAUGGCAAGUCCCAGAGAUGGGGUAUUAUGUUUAGUUCACAUGUAAGUUAUGAAUUGUGCCCUAGAAAGAAACGCUUGCAGUAACCAAGGAACAACGGUGUGCCACACCACUGCCCUCCCCAGUGCAUUGUAUAACCAUGGAUUCUUCUGUCAAGCACUGUACACAAUAAUAUCGCUGCAAAUAGUCAUGUAGUUCUAUUAUACACAUAUAUUAUGGGUAAAUGCUAACCUAUGAUGCAAAUAAUAUUCCUUAUAUUGUAUAUUUUUGAGAAAUAUAUUCCAAAGACAUGAGGUCAUGUCUUUGCCACAACGUCAACAUAAUGCUCACAACUUUUUUUUACCUGUAUGACUUUAUGUACAAACACAAAUCAGAGGUGUCUAAGGCCCUAUGUACUUAAAACCAAAGACAAAGCACUCCUGUAUUAUGAAUUCAUCUUUCAUAUUUUUAAGCUUCAUGUGUUUGUAUUGAUACGAGUUUUGCAUCGUUUUUGUAAGACAUGAAGACUACUUUGUAUAACAGUGGUAAUAUAUUAUGGUCUGUUUUCUUAUUGAUCUUUCCAUGUAGUAAUAUAUUUUCUCACAUGCAGCUAGGAAAGUGACAGUUAAAAAUUAAACAUUGAGGAAAAUAAUCUUGUUAUAUGCUAUUUUUUUAAAGAAAGCUUUGUAUGCACAAAUGAAUAUAAUAAAACAAAAGUUGUGGUACCAAAUCUGA
Oncorhynchus kisutch (coho salmon) is the source of this 9643-nucleotide messenger RNA. RefSeq names its product tensin-2. Gene Ontology annotation, cellular component: focal adhesion. The record is from RefSeq and is a predicted model, not a curated record. The transcript has 24 exons. NCBI's taxonomy places the organism in Eukaryota, Metazoa, Chordata, Actinopteri, Salmoniformes, Salmonidae. Gene Ontology annotation, molecular function: protein tyrosine phosphatase activity; protein binding. Gene Ontology annotation, biological process: peptidyl-tyrosine dephosphorylation. The coding region runs from base 116 to 5653 and encodes 1845 amino acids.